AUGAGUGGUGUCACCUGUCCCCUAGUGGUUCAGACCCGGGCGGAGGUCACCCCGUCUGUACAGGACCUCCAGCAAGAGGAAGCGCCCGAAGCCUCCCUCCCCCGGGGGGUCCCGACCCGGGCCCAGACCCGGGCGUCGGAGCCUGAAGUCUGGGGAGGUGAGGAGGGCGAGACCGAUGUGCAGCCGGUGGAGCCCGGCCCGUCCGGAAUAUUUGGGGGCCCUGGCCAAGCUGGAGGGGGAGGAGGGUCGUUUGGCGAGGGGGCUUGUUGUGGGGCAUGCCUGGGGAUGGCGGUCCUCGUGGGCGCAGGCGGGCGGCGGCGUGGGCGGUGGUGCGGACGUGUGAAGAGGGGCGACUGCGUGUCGGGCGGGGGGGGGGAAAUGCGGGCGGCGGGUUACGUAACCGGCGGCGGGGCGGGCUUGGAGCUGCGGGGGGCUGGCGCCUCCCCUCGUCCCCGAGCGCCCCGGCCUGGCCUGGCCUCCCUUCGCUCCCCCUUUCACGGAGGUGGGGCGCGGAGGGCUGGGGGCGUGGCGCGCGGGGUGGUGGGCGGGGCUUGCGCGCAUCUUUAUCCCGGGGAGGUCUCUGGGCGCGCAUCUGGCCGGGCACAAGCGGAGCCCGCCGGAGGAGGAGGAGAGCGCCCGCCCGCCCGCGCAGCAGUGUCUGGGGCAGGACCCCUAGGUGAGGCAAGAGGAGCCAGAGACACACAGACGCAUCGUGACCUCCGCCUCUGCCCCACAGACGACAGCGGUGCCCGGAGUCGCACAACCCAAGGCACGGGGAUCCCCCCAGUUGGCUCCAUUGCUCGUCACACACACACACACACCCCUGAAAGUUUUCAUGGAGGUUUAUCUCCCUGCAGCCCCUCUGUAUCCCGUGUAGCCAUGAAGCUGGAAAACGCCCGCCCGGAGCCACAGCUGGAGUUUGCAGUCGCCACCGAGAAGGAGUUUGAUGAGAUCCUGGCCAUGUCCAAGGGCAUCUAUGGGGGUCUCGACUACCUCCCGAGCCGCUACCAUUCCUGGAUCCGUGAGCCCAACCGCACCGUGGUGCUGGCCAAGAAGAAUGGAGCAGUGAUUGGGCUCCAGUCUGUCUACAUCGUAGAUGCCGGUGAGACAGUUCUGGUGGAGGGGCUGCGUGUGGCCCCCUGGGAGCGUGGCAAGGGCGUGGCGGGGGUCUUGCAGCGCUUCUGCCUGGAGAUGGUGAAGGAGAAGCAUCCUGGCGUCAAGGUGUCGCGCCUGACGAGGGAUGACAAGCUGGGCCCCAAGGACUUCAAGAAGUACCGAGUCAUUGCUAAGCAGGGGAUUCUCCUGGUGCGCUUCAGUGCCCAAGAGCUCCUGUCUCGCUUGGACGUCCUGGUCUUGGCCCUAGAGGAGGGCGGCUUCCGCCCAGAGCCGUCCCAACUGCUCGUGGCUGGCGAAGUGGCGGAGGUGAUCUUGCGAGAAUCUUUCCGCAGCGAGGUCCUCCCCAACCAGACCAUCAUCCAAGACUGGCAGCCCUUCAAGGCCACAGCGAGCAACCUGGGCCUCCUGCAGAAGAAAGAGCUCUGCUGGCUGGUGGACAAGAAGUCCCGCCCUACAGUGGCCAGCCUGAGCACCCGCCCCUUCCCCAUCCCGUUGGGCGAAGGCUGGUUCUACCUCAACAUCGACGUAUUUGGCCACGCCCUGGCCCACGUCAAGAGCCAGCUGAUCCACCACCUCCGCCUCCAGGUGCCCGGCCUCCAGGGCAGCGUGAUGUGCCAGCUCUUCCUGGAGCCGGCGCUGUGGCUAGACAUGGCCGAGUUCUGCCAGGUGGCCCUGGGCCUGGAGCUGGCCAAGGACUAUACGGAGCAGUACCUGCUGGAGUCCGACAUCUAGCUCGGGGCAGGAGGAG
Molecule: messenger RNA, 1864 nt
Organism: Euleptes europaea (tarantolino)
Lineage: Eukaryota; Metazoa; Chordata; Lepidosauria; Squamata; Sphaerodactylidae
Gene: NAT16
Product: N-acetyltransferase 16 (putative)
Exons: 6
Coding region: 1-1848 (615 amino acids)
Molecular function (GO): acyltransferase activity, transferring groups other than amino-acyl groups
Source: RefSeq, a predicted model, not a curated record